GACAGUCCUGAGUCUUGAGAGUAUGGAGUCGCCGGCGGAGUGAAAACAGCAGCAACAUCACACGGUGAAGUGGAAAAUACGUUUUUUUUAGCCGCCGGAAAGACAGUCUCAUGGAUUUAUUCAACUGGUCCGCCAUUGUUUGGGUGACGAAGGACGGCUGAAAACAAAGGGCGGAGCUAAGUAUGGGGUAAGAGCGCUGAGAGGAGAUACCAAGACGACACAAGCUGAGGAGGCCCUCUAACCUGCAAAGGUGCUGACGGGGGAAGGACACUGUCAUGGCGCUGUUGUGGAGGAGGCUGAAGCUUUUGGUGACAGUGAUGAUGGUCAACCUCUUCAUCUUCAUCAUCAUCUCCCGACACAACAGUCAAGACAAAAACAGUAAUAAGGUCCGCAUCCCCUCCAAACCAUUCUGGAACAAACUGGUUCCCAGCCCGGCUUACUGGAAUCUCCAGCAGCAGAUUCUGGACCUUCAGAACAAUCCCAUCCUGGGGGCUAACUACAGCGAUGCAGACUUGCCUGAUUGGGCUAACGACACCAGCCUGACCUCUGACCCCUGCCAGCCUAACUCCAGGGUUGCCACUCAGGUGAAAGACUACAAUUCCCUACCGGAACGUUUCAAGGACUUCCUGAUUUACAUGCACUGCCGCUCCUACCCGAUCAUGGUGGACCAGCCUGACGUCUGUAGGGAGCCUCCGUUCCUGCUCCUGGCUGUCAAGUCCCUGACGCCGCACUUCGACCGGCGCCAGGCCAUCCGUCAGUCCUGGGGAAAGGCGGGUGUUAUAGCUAAUCAGACGGUGGUUACCAUCUUCCUUCUCGGCAAUGCCACAGCUGGGGACCACCACCCGGAUCUGUCCAAGAUGCUGCACUAUGAGAGCAUCAGUCAUAAAGACAUCAUCCAGUGGGAUUUCAGGGAUUCGUUCUUCAACUUGACUGUCAAAGAAGUUCUCUUCCUGGAGUGGAUUCAGACUCGUUGCACUGGUGCUCGCUUCAUCUUCAAAGGCGACGACGACGUCUUUGUCAAUACUUACCACAUCUUGGACUUCCUUAAGGGCCUCUCAGAGCCCAAAGCCAGGGACCUGUUUGUGGGUGACUUGAUAACCAACGCAGGGCCCCACCGAGACAAGAAGGUCAAAUACUUCAUCCCAGAGGGCAUGUACAUUGGGACGUACCCUCCAUAUGCAGGAGGCGGUGGAUACCUUUACUCUGGUGACGUCGCUGCUCGUCUGCACAAUGUGUCCCGCCAUGUAGCGCUCUACCCAAUAGAUGAUGUCUACACGGGUAUGUGCCUUCGGAAGCUAGGGCUGGCCCCCGAGAAGCACAAAGGCUUUAGGACCUUUAACAUAGAGAUGAAAUACAGGUCAAACCCCUGCGCCUACAAGAGUUUAAUGCUC
Molecule: messenger RNA, 1391 nt
Organism: Etheostoma spectabile (orangethroat darter)
Lineage: Eukaryota; Metazoa; Chordata; Actinopteri; Perciformes; Percidae
Gene: b3gnt2b
Product: UDP-GlcNAc:betaGal beta-1,3-N-acetylglucosaminyltransferase 2b
Exons: 3
Biological process (GO): protein O-linked glycosylation; poly-N-acetyllactosamine biosynthetic process
Cellular component (GO): Golgi membrane
Molecular function (GO): hexosyltransferase activity; UDP-glycosyltransferase activity
Source: RefSeq, a predicted model, not a curated record